AUGCUAGAAUCAAAGGUGGUCCAACCGCGACAAUCUUACUCAUGCGCUCUCAUUGAAUGCCUCACACCUCUCAGGUCUGCCUACGAAGUUAUUCAGUAAAUUUGAACGUGGUCAUUCUACAAAUUUUUGAGCUCAUCCUCUUAACUAUUUACAAUUGCAGGCAUCAGCAUGAAUGAUGUCCUAUUUAUUCUAGAAAACGGGUUAUUUUUGUUGGCUAUAAUACUACCUCAUAGGUUCUAAAUAAAACAAUUUAUUUACUUAUAGAUGUUCGUAAUUUGCAAAAGUCUUCAGUUUCUUACGUCUCAUUACGUUGCCGUCAUUUUAUCACCAGUUCCGAUUUAAAGGUACCUCAGGAUACAUUCAUUGGAACUUAAGACUGUAAUCAGUCUUGGUAUUCUGUGAAGGUAAUUAAUCUCAAACUCUUAUUCUCUCCGUAGCCUCUGACCAGCUGUCCAACUAAAACGUCUGGGCUAUGGGCCUCAACCCCCCACGUUUUUAGAGUUUCUUCUAUUGCAGUACCAUUCGAUGUCUGGUUGAUGCAUAGAGGUCCUGAAGCUAUUCACGGGAAAUUUCACAAUGUGUUUCCCCAAAUAUCAUGUUGUAUUUCUGUCUUCCUAAAGUUUACCUAUAUUGGUACCACCAUAUCAAAAUUGCAUUAAUUGUCAUAGUUCCGUCUCAUUCCGCGUCCUUGUCAAGUGCUAGUUUUCGCGAAUUUUCCCGUUUCGGCCUAAAUCAUGUGUUAGGAAUUUGUCCACUUUCACAUUUGCCUUUUUAAAAAAAGGGUCUGCGCCUUUUUCUCCGUCUAUGCCCUCGGGCUGCUUGCAUUAUACGCAACUGCAUGGUCAGAAAGGGAAACGAGCGGGGCUUCAAGAAAUGAUGACCGCGUGGAGGUUAUUCGUAAGCAGUGGCUCUCCAACUUCUUGGUGAACGUGGCCGGAUAUGCUUUCAUCUUGUUCCCUUUGUUAUUGCUGAAAUGGCUGGCCGAACCCCUCCUGGAUUUGUGGCAAUCAGACAAAAGUAAGUCUUUAUUACGAUACGAACAUUCAGCUCGAUUUUCAGCUUGAAAAAGUACUUUGGAUCUUUCCCGUGUUCACGUGUUGGUUAAGUGCAUAGGAUCAAACCUCAAAGCAUGUGCGUGCAAUCCUUUGGCACCAAAAUGCAAAUGCAAAUCGGUAGUCACAAUCAAACGGCUAUUUACGAUUGUAUUCUCCGCUUUUCUGUAAUCCUUAUACCAGCAGUUUAGUGAGGCCACUGACCGAGUUUGGUGUGCUUUGGGUAGACAAGAUUGUCUGAUUAAUAUGCGGACUGGUAGGAGAAUUUGUUUCAACCCCAAGAGUCUAUAUACAUCUCUUCUAAGUCUUUACAGAUACAGAACGGUUAUAUCCUAGGUAUGGUUGUAGGCUAUGUCCACAUUUAUCCAUAAAAAACAGUUUUUGAUAACAGUGUUUUUGUGCAUAUUUACUUUUAAUUGUUCAUACUUUUUCAGCUGUGUAGUCUUUUGGAAUUGGUAGCGAGAGAAAAGUCCUUCAAAUGUUCAAUCAUUCCACGCUCGACAUUGAAAAUGUUGAGGUUCUUAAGACUUGUGACUAACCAACACUGAAAAUAAAAUAAUAUAUUCAAACGUAACGUUAAUGCGGUUUCUUUUAAUACAUGCUAGCACUAAUAACAGUCAUUUCCAAGGCCAAUUAAAAUAGAAUGCACGCUUCCACUUAUUUCCAACGUAAAAUACCGCACAAAGGGCAGUCAAUUUUAGAAGGCAGAACAAAACGAAGUUUCUACAUUCUAAGUUGUUCGCCAUUUGUUCGUCCUACCUAUUAGUUUUUCACCCACCAGGCCGCUUUUCGUUUACUGGCAUGUUUUAAUCAUUACUACAUGUUACAAGGUUCGGCGUUUAGGGGCUCUUGUGUGUUAUGGAAUUAUCCCAUUUAGACAGCUUGGAACUGUUUGUGCGAAUGGUGUCAUGAGCAUAUUAUUUGGGGGGAUGUAGGGAACUUUAUAUAACGAUCGUGGUAUGCAAUAACAUGAACCAGUGGCUAAGACGAGCCCAUGUUUCCUGGCCUUAGGUAAACGUUCGUAAGCCAUUGCCUGCUCCAAACUCUACAGUUCCUUACAAGGUCUUCUGCUGUCUAUACUGUCUUUGUCCCUCGGCAGCUUACAAAUACUCCACUACGCCACCAUCAAUCAGAGCCGUACGUACUUAACGUGGACAUUCUUUGGGUGUAGGCCCCUGAGGCUCUUUUGAACAGUCACCAAAAUAUGAUAUUGUUCCCCCCCCCAAGGUCGAAAAUCCUUCACUAAGAGACUCAUUCCACCGUUGAUCGUGUAACUAAACACGAGUUCUGACAAGAUUCCAAUUUUCCUUUUAGUCAGCUAUAAAGCAGUAAAGACGCUAAAUUGCACUACAGAAUCAAGCUUCUAAACUUGGUAUCCGAAUUUUUGACACAAAAGUUUCAAUUUUUCCUUAUGAUACUUGCAUUUGCGGAUUUAGGCAACAGGAACAGCUUACGGUAGUAGUCGAACAGCCUCACUUUAGCGUUUAGAAACGUCCUCAGGGCAGCUGGUUAAUACUCAUCGCGGAAUUUGGAUUGGCACAACCAUGACAUAAAAAUCACCGGGUGGUUCAUCGCAGAUGCCUGCAGGCUCCUGUAUCCAAAAUCAUCGAAUCCUUGUUCAAAAUUUAUUUUAGUAUGAUGGAUUAUAAUCUGUGCUUGAAUGCUAGUUAAACACACUAAUCAAAAUUGACUCGCCGUCCUUUAGAAUGAUCAAAGUUAUUAUCUACUAGAGUUUGUUUCUUGCUGAUUUUGAAAAGCGAAUCUCUUCUAUGCGUCUGUUAGCCAGUAGGUUUUUAGCCCGACACAGCUUCUUUUUUCUGCUUUGUCUGCUCCUAGUCCGGCAAGUGUACGCACCAUCUAGGUUUUAAACAUUCUUCAACGACUGCACAUUACAUCCCUAGAACUGUUGCGCAUGAAAUGUAUUUUACUAAAUGUAUAGCUAAAUACUAGUCAUAUUCUCUUUUAUAAGGCAGACUGACUCGCUGGGCCAGGCACUUCCUAUACGUUUGUUUCUCAAAAAACCGAGAAAGUGAUUGCGAACUGCCAAUUUCAGCGGCUCCUCUUUCCGCUUCAAAGCAUACCACCUCCCCGUGCUCAACUCGCUGCGUUCAAAAACUUGACCGAUUCAAUCAAAAUCAUCCUUGGUUCCUACUUGCCUCCUAUGCUAUCGGUCUAAACGUGGCUUACGUCGUGUGGGGAGUUGUUCAGGUUAGAUGCCUUUGCUGUACCUGUUUCAUUCCUCCGCCUUUAUAUGAGGGUGAGGAGGGGUGGUUGUCUGGGCCUCCAUUAACAACCUAGGCGUUUACGCGCACCUUCAGAUUGCACAGGAAAGUAAGGGCACGCUUUAUAAUAGCCCUUCAAAUAAGAAGGCGGCUAUCUGCUUCUGGAAUUUGCUCCGAAGUCCGACGCGGCUGACAGAAAUGCACCAUGUGCGUCCCCGAAUGUUUCUGUAGUGCCUUGUUCAUCACCAUGCUUUGAGAAUUUUGAGAUCCUUAGUCCUUCCCUCCUCCCUUAAAUGAACCUGCCGUGACGUCAUCUUCAACUGCUAUACUUGAAGGAAGUGUAUCUUUCGGCUUAGAAAAUGUUUGUAAUCAUGAGACUUUUUAAAACCGUGAGAUGUUCAUUCAUAUCAGAUCGUGUAUAUUUCUUUGUUGAUGCUACUUAGUAAAUACGUAAAAUGGCCCCUGUUCAGUGCAAAGUUUUGAACCCUAUAUGACGAAUUCUUAAAGCGGUAACCAAGUGUAUGAUUUUCCAUACGCGGAAGCUAUACAGCGUGUAGUUUGGGAACCCUGUGUUCAAUCGCAACUGCAGGUCGGAUUCAAAAUUAUUCGUAAAUUGAAAACGCCUAUUAAAACCGAAAGACUACCGUUUUUCAAGUAUAGGAUUUGAAAAAAGACGUACCUUACAGCAAAAUCAGUACAAGAAUAUUUUCAUGCAUGUCUUCUAUGAAAUAUGUCCGAACUUAUCGGGACAUCGUGCAUCAAUGGGAAAUACUCAUACUACCCAAGUAGUCACCUUUUACCGAGUAUGGUUUUUGCUGCCGACCGGACAUUAAACGCCGGCUUCCUGGAACGACUGAAAUGUCUUGGGGUUAAUUUGAACGGUAAUCAAUCUUACGGCCCCACCUAAGCUAUCCUUCCUAACGGGAAACGCAUUCCAGAACUUCCGUUGAAAUUUCAUGAGAUAUGCAAACCACCGUAACCAUUAUAUGCAUGAUCUUGUCAGAAUUAUGCGUUUCGUUAAUUUUGAUGGGGAAUAACUGUUUUCUCACCGUCCUUCUGGCCGUUUUCCUACAGGAACGAAUCAUGACACGGUCCUACGACGGCGUACGUUUCACAGAACCGCAGUUCCUCGUUCUCGGCAAUCGCUUGGGGGCCCUAAUGGUGUCGGGUUUGGGUCUCUUGCUGCUGGGUCGUUUUAUCGAGCCGGCUCGGGGCACAUGCGCCCUCCCUCCCCUUAGCGCCUACUCUUUGCCUGCUCUCACCAACAUUAUCAGCAGCUGGUGUCAGUACGAGGCCCUUCUCUUCAUCAGCUUUCCAUUGCAGGUACUGUCCAUGUUCCUACCAGAUACCGCACAUCUGCUUCUAUUUGUUGCCUGUGUUUUCAGAAACACGGGGAUCUGCCGUGACCAGCACAUAUUUCAGACGUAUUGCUCAUAAGCGCAGAGUAGAUGGUACCGCUCAUUUCGGUCACUCAGCCGUACCUCAACCAAACACUCUGAGAAAGUGAGAUUUCGGUCGAAGCCGGUUAGUUGUGAAGCAUAUGUGUCAAACGCUUUACCGUUUGAAUUAUGGACUCACUUCCCAACCCGUCACAGUCGAGAAUAUUCUAAGUCACACUGGAGUGGUCCUUAUUCUACCAUGUAAUUAGAAUAUUUUUUGUCCGUCCGUAUAUGGUGUUGAAUAUCCUCGAUCUCAGCCAGUAGGUUGGUGUCUGUCGUUCUACCGGUGGUUAUUUCAAGUGCGGUGCUCUAUGACUAACUGCCACGGGCUCAACUGCUUGGUAUUCCUAGCCUGGAGUGUGGAUGAGGCUAGCUGAUGACUGUAGAUAGGCCAGAAGUGGUUAUUCCCAUCUACUCUGUUAUUGUCGAUAUAAUUUGUUGAAUCCUGGUUGCGUAUACAUAUCUGCCUGCAGAUGCUCUCGAGCAAGACGGAAUCGCCCACGUUCCGCUCUACAAUAGGCAGAGAUCGAUUAUUGCCAUUGCCACGAGACAAAGGUCUGCUACGGAGUGUUUAAUAUUCGGACUGCAAGUCAUCGUGCUAUGUUUCAAGAAAUACCAACAGAGGCCGAUCUGUUAUUAGUCUGUCUGUAAAGUAUAGCGAUGACUGCCAAAACCUCGAAGAGUAGUUUUCACUUUCAUAGACGUUUUGACAGAUUUUGAAUAAGUCAUAUUGACCCAACUGUGAAAAACUCGGCACCUCGGUGGGAUUCGAACCCACGCAGUAAGGGGAAGGCUUUAGUACGACCAACGCUCUAACCACUUGAGCUACAAGGCCCCACAGGACGAUGCGAAUUUAAUCACAUUUGGGUCAAGUCACUCGCCCAACCUACUGCAACGUCUAGAAUCCACCAAAUCAGAUACAGUACGUUGACUGCCCAGGCAGGAUUUCCUUAGUACUUCACCUAGAAUCCACCAGAUGACUACUAGGCUUACGUAAUUCAAAAUCUGCCAUCUUGUGGAUUCUAGGUGAAUUACUUAGGAAAUCCUGCCUGGGUAGUCAACUUACUGUAUCAGAUUUGGUGGAUUCCAGACGUUGCAGUAGGUUGGGCGGCUAACUUGACCCAAACGUGAUUAAACUCACUUUGUCCGGCGGGGCCUCGUAGCUCAAGUGGUUAGAGCUUUGGCUGUACUAAAGCCUCUCCCUUACUGUGUGGGUUCCAAUCCCACCAAGGCGCCGAGUUUUUUUACAAUUUGGUCAAUAUGAGUUUUCACUUUCUCAGAGGCCGAACUUCAGUCUCUUCCCCACACCCAUCGUAUUGCCAACGGGAAGUGGGCCUGGUCACGGUGACUGGUUCUGCUCAAAGCCUCCUUCCCUGGCUUGCUACAGUAUUCCUGCUCUGCCCCAAUAACUACGGCAGUACCCGCGCAGAAGCUCGGGAGAGCUCGCUGAGAGCUGGCUGCCAAGCAGGGCUAGGAUGCAGUGGCCAAUUCUCCCGUAUUCGGUAUCCGUGGCUGGCGGAGUGAAUGGGUUGAACACUCCAGCUCUGCCUCCCACACUGAUCGUCAGGCGCGUUGGGACAUAAUUCGCGACAUCGUUGAGGCCGGGUAGACCAGGCCUGAUCACAACUGUACUACGUACGAGUACACUUAAGGACCAGUUAGAGUUUGACUUCAAAGUGGAUUGUAAAAACCAGCCAACUACCAGCAUAUGGCUCCACGCUUUUUCUUCUGUGCUGCGUUUGUUUCCUGUAGAGAACCAUGAAACCACUGGGGUAGAACUGUCUCUCACUUUUAAUCAUUCUGGACACAGUAGGCCGGAGUCCACAGGUUUUUCUCCACUAACGGCCUAGGCCCUCGCCUGAGAUGCGACCGAAAAGACAAAUUUGGAGAAUGGGACGCCAACACUACUGAUUGAAUACUUCCGGGGGUAGAAUACCGUCUGAGUCUGUGGGCCACACUUCACAUGAAUAUAGGACUGCAUUGACAGGACUUCUGACUGAUCUCAUGCCGGUUUCGGUGUUUCCGACGGAGGUGGCAGGCCUUUGCGUCUGGUUGAGUCGAUGGUGGACUUCGUCUUUACCUUGCCUCGUUUCGUAGAAAGUGCGACCUGGGGUUGCAGAAGUAGCCCAUCAACUCAAAAGCCUCACUGUGUACUGUGACCAGGCAGAUAUAUUCAAUUAUGAACCCCCAGGUAUUUGUCUCUGUCCGAGUGGAAUUUUUUUAUGGCUUUCUUCGCCUCCCUUGGCAAACUCAUCAGCACUACGACCCACUGCAACAUCAAGUUUGCCUGCCAGUGCGUGAAAAUGAAGCUAUUCUAUCGGCUGCAGUAACCAAGAGUCCCAAAGCUCGUAGGCAGUAAACCCCCCAGAAGAGGUGUCGGGCAUACGUUUCUAUUUUCCAUGACCCCACUGAUCCCGAGUAAUCAAUGUGUAACUCAGCGAAUAAGUUGGCAGUUCGUCUGCAGGAUUGGAUUGCCGCAAAACCCAGGUUUGUCUGUGACUUUCAUCCAAUCUACUUGUAGCAGGCGCCAGCAUGAAGGUAACUGUCAUACAGUCGGUGAUCUAACCCGCGAAAUAUGCCUAACUUGGCGAAGGAUCAAUAAAUAAUCCGAAAUCAGCCCGAACGUAUCCACCAAAACACCAAGGUAUUAAUGAACGACCUCCGGCCAAACAUAAGCGCAAAAUAAGUAUUCCACCUAUUGUUUUGUUCAUUAGAAAUAACAAUUGUCUCGAUAAUCCGUGACAAGUUUUAAAAGAGCAUAAUGCUUGUUCGUCUAAAUAAUUGACUAGAUGAUACGGCGUGAGCACAGUAACGUUUAAAGAAUAAUUGCUUACCACGUCAGAAUUGACGGACUCCAGACGUUGCAUUUGGUUGGGCGGCUAACUUGACCCAAAUGGGAUUAAAACUCGCGUCGUCCGGCGGGGCCUCGUAGCUCAAGUGGUUAGAGCGUUGACUGUACAAAAGCCAGCCCUUUACCGCGUGGGCUCGAAUCCUGCCGAAACCACCGAAGUCUUUAGAAUUAGGUCAAAUAAAUAUAAAAAUAUAAUGUUUGCAUAAAUUUUUAUUAAAUAUCCCCUAAGAAUUGGUUUUGUAUGCAGUCUGGCACAAAGUCAAGUGCGUAUUGUUUGAUCAUGUGUUUACUAUCUUGCUGAGCGAAUUCGAUGUAAAUUUUCCGUUUUUGUAUUGUUUGAGAUACGGUUGACUAAGACAAAGAGCACUUUGCUUGAUUUCGAUGAUAGAGACGUCACUAGAAUUGAAGUUUUCAUAAGGUCACAUGUUGACAAGCCGGUCACGGACUAAAAAAUUGAAUGUAAUCGGCGUAUGCAAUCGCGAGCAUACCAUCUUCAUUCUUCCGUAAAAUCAAAGUUUCCUUUUUAGAGACGACGAGUUCCCUAAAGCAUCGUUUAACACUCCGGAGUUUUCAGUGUUCUCAAUCGACUGACUAAGAUUAUAGGUUCUGUACCCUGUGUAUAUUAAAACUCUCAGAAUAAGACAUUUUUGGAAACAUUUACCGAGGUAAUGAGCUCUUGCGUAGUAUUCCUUUUGACGCAGAGGGCCGUCUGGGUCACACUUGAAAACUUGCUCAAUUAUGAAAUUCCAUUGCUGAGAUAAAUAAAUGCCCACAACGAAAGUUAGCGACGCAUAUGCUCUCGGUCAAUUAAAAAGAUCGUCUCCGACAAGUUACCGCUCUGAAAAGAUCUUUGAUACCGUAUUUAGCUGACGAAUGUUCACGUGUCAUUGUUAUUUCCAAGGUAAAGUCAGGAAAACAUUAGAACUGUUGUCGGGCUUUUCCAUUUCACUUAAAAGUGCUGAUGAUAUUUCCACUGCGGGCGAAGAUGCUCACUUUACUCGCUGCAUUGAAGCCAUUUUCGCUAUCUUGGGCUAAUUUUACACCCCGAUCUACGAUUAUGAAUGCACAGAAGAGGGACCAUAUGAAUAGUAGCAUAUUGCUCAAAUUGCCAGUGCUUUGCCCUUCCCGUUUCUAUAUUACGUAUUAGCAGAAACUAAGUUGCAUCAAAAUGUCUUAUCACAUGUUUAAGAGCCCAGAUGAUCGAUUGAUAAUGGGCCCAUUCACGGUCGCUUAUAUGGUGAAUUCUCAAGUGGCAGCGCAGUAUCAGUGCGUUUGAACAAAAAAUUUCCCGUAGGCGUUAUUGCUGCAUGAAGUCACACAGGUUUACAUAUCCGCCUUUUAAAAAUCGAUGAAGCGUUUGGUUAUCUUAGAACGUCCUGUCUAUUUAAAUCCUUCUUUAUGUGACUUACGCAGAACAAAAAAGAACAAUUUUUCACCGCGGCACGCUUUUGUUCAGUAAAACUCCCUAGGUUGAAGUAAUCUAUCCUAGGGAAAAAACAGGGCCAUAUGCGCAAACCAAGUCAAGAACAGCUAUUAGCAUAGGAAUUUACACGAAAAUAUAUGAGGUAGAUUUUGACUCGAACUUAGACGCACACUCUGCAAAAACAGUGGCGUUGGCAGAUAAGAAGAAUGUGAAGUUUUUUGGGCUCCUUAGGAUGUUUAUCUCAGUUUCCGUCAUCACAUUUCGUGAGUGAUUUCAUCUAUUGUACAUGCGUAUACGUAUAUAGCCGUCGUCAGCCAGUCAUGCCCAAGCCCGAAGUGUGGAACACCCGAGCCUCGAACUCGCGACCUGGCCAUAUAUAUAUAUAUAUAUAUAUGAAUUGAGAGACGGUUAUCCCAAGAGAUUUAAUUGGGAAGAGGAAAUUCUUUGAGAGACUGGAACUUUAUUGUGCAAAUUUUUGAGGCCGGUCCCCAAAGGUCGUCCUCAGACAAUGGGCGUAUAUUUAUAUAGUGAUUGAUUUAUCAUGAUUCCAGACGGCCUCCUGCUUCGCCGAAGGGUUCAGUUCAUCACUGGCUCACUCAGCGUUUCCACUCGCUUUUUGCUUUCUGUAAUAGGUGACAGCAGCAGCAAUAGCAGUAGAACUCCAACCGACCAAAUAUGUGUCUUUUACUGUGCCUGUGAGUGCAGUAAGGCCCUUUCCUUACCUCAGCCUUUUCAUGGCGGCCUUACGUCUUCGUUUAACUAGCUACCAACUUAGUCGGUGAAUACUCAAGGUGGUAGCCGUCCUUAGGUCAUCAGCGCAACAUGACUUAACUUUCCGAGGACAACAAGACUGACAAUCAGUGUGAAUAGACAUGUUCACGGAAUGUGCGACAUGAAUGCCCUCGUGCCAUUUAGCUCGCUUAAUGUCUCUAACGCAAUCAGAAUUGGUCUGCGAAUUCUGUUUCUUCUUCAUCUCGCAUGACUAGUGUCACAGAUUGGACUUCUAGACAGCUACUUUGUAUUGUAUUACUCCCGCAGAAAGCAUAGGUUGAUGGCAAGCACAUCCCCCUCAGUAAGGCAGGACCGUAUACUGAGCAACUUAAAAUAUUCUAACUUGCACCUGAAAAAUUCCUUCAAUUUAGUUGUUUUCUUUGAUUUUGCAUGCAUACAGCCCAUACUUUUCUUUCACUUGUAGGUCAUAUCAAAGUCUUGUAAAAUUAUUCCGGUCAUGGCUAUCGGUUUCCUGCUUCACCGCAAGUCUUACUCUCUUACCGAAUACGUGACUGCCGGUAAGCAGUUACACACUUUUUGUAACUUCUUAUAAACAUGCAUAUAUUUUCAUUUAGAGAGAAAGUAAACUGCUCCAAUAUAGACAUCUGUCUCAUGGUUGCUGUCGGUCGUUAGUAUGCUAGUGUACUUCUUGGGUCCCGGCACUUUUAAAGUUAAUAUCUUUGGCUCCUGACUUUGGAAGGGGUAAUGGUUGUGUAUCUUACUCGACGUCAAUAUGUUGUGCUUUUUUCCCUCACGCAGACUUUACUGUCUGCAUUGGGACCGAAUCUCGUGUCCUAAUUAACACUAGUCUGGAUUUGGGACCCCUCCACCACCUCUCUGCGGUGACAGCCCCCUCCCUUUGCGAUUACGGUUGGAAGUCCUAG
Messenger RNA from Spirometra erinaceieuropaei, 10642 nucleotides. NCBI's taxonomy places the organism in Eukaryota, Metazoa, Platyhelminthes, Cestoda, Diphyllobothriidea, Diphyllobothriidae. The record is from the annotation of a GenBank genome assembly.